AUGAGAGCAUCAUCGGUAAACCUUCUUCUAUGCGCGUUAACAUUCGUCGACUUUACGCUCCUCUUCAUUACCGUACCCACAUUUGUGGUGCCGAAUUUGUGGUCCUGGAUCUUCGAAGACCCCAACAAAUUCACAACAUAUAUGGCGCUGGUAUUAAAAUUUGUAUAUCCGAUGAGUCUGAUCAUGCAGACGUGUUCGGUAUAUAUCAUGGUAAUGAUAACAAUGGAACGAUGGACGGCUGUAUGUCGGCCACUACAGGUGCGAAUCUGGUGCACACCCUCCAAGUCUCGGAUGGCAUUGCUUGUUAUCUUUUUGUGUUCAGUUGGGUACAACGUCAUCCGUUUCUUCGAGUAUUCGAUCGAGUCGACAGAAACUGGAAUUGAAUAUUCGAGGAAUUUACGAGAUUCAGCUGAACAUCCAUGGUAUAUGAUGGGAUAUUUCACCGGACUAUACCUUUGUACGCACUUCCUCGUCCCAUUCUCAAUAAUGGCCGUGAUGAAUGGCCAUGUCAUAGUAACAAUGUGGAGCCACAGAAGUCAACGCGAGAUGCUCACUCGACAGCAACGGCGCGAACAAUCGACAACAAUAAUGCUGUUGGUGGUGACUGGGAUGUUUGCCUUUUGCAAUACACUGCCAUUUCUGCUCAACCUGAUCGAAUGUGUAUAUCGCGAUUUGUUCAGUGAUCCGGCUACUAAGGAUAUUGCGUAUUUGCUCAACGACCUCUCGAACUUUUUGGUGGUGCUGAACUCAGCGACGACGUUCAUCAUCUACACGAUAUUUUCGGAAAAAUACCGGCAGACGAUGAGCUUUAUUGUCAAAAAUGGCUGCUGUGCGACAAUGUCCGAUUUUAAUACGUACACAAAUAUGUCGCGUACCGCUUCCAUGCGUGUCACUUCCGCUGCGCAAAAUGGGCAGCUUCAUCAUAAGCUAUCGACGUGCAGCCGCUCCUCGGAAAUGCUGCUGAAGCCGACGCAGCUAGCGGGAAAAGGUGUGGAGAGGAGCGUGUCGGAAUACAACUCGCGAGGAGCGAACGGAAAACUGAAGAAGCAGAAGUGUUCGUUAGACGAGACGGGCCGAAUACCGGAAUUGGUUCGAAAGAGGAUACAUAAAUUCAGCAUGCGUGAUACUCUCAUAAAGAAUCCAUCGCCAAACCCUGAGAUAACGAUUACGGUAACCGAGGAAGCACAGCAAGAAUCGAAUGAUACUAUGUCUAAUGAGUUAUUA
This is a messenger RNA of Mesorhabditis spiculigera, 1224 nucleotides long. Lineage: Eukaryota; Metazoa; Nematoda; Chromadorea; Rhabditida; Rhabditidae. The record is from the annotation of a GenBank genome assembly.